AUGUUUAGUCUUCGGCAGCAGCCCUGGAGGGGUCUCUACAUCCUCGUGGACACCUUGACCACCUACUUUGUGCGAGUGCCGUUAUGGUUUGCGCUGGCGCUCCCGAGAUCUUGGCGUCCUCGUCGUUCUUGGUCCCUCAGGCGGACUAUGUUGGUGAGGCUGCUUCGGCACAGAGUCGAAACAGAGGAUCGGCUAAGGACGCUCCCCCCUACCCCGCAGCAUGAGACGCUACACCAGGGUCCGGAUAUCAAGUCAUUGUGGAUUAAGCCUGUCCCGGACCUCCUUCAUGGAGACAUCAUCACAUGGGCAUCCAUCAACGGCGUCGAUCCCAUUCGCAUUCCAGGCUACUGGCUAGACAAGGAGGGGUUCGACACGCCUAUUGGUCAGCCUCUGCAGUCGGGCGAGAAGAUCCUGUACAGACUCCACGGCGGAGGAUACGUUAUCCUGUCCGCGAGGCCGGACGUUCCAGAAGCGGGAAUCACCAAGGAUUUACUACACUUUUGCAAGCCUUUCAGGCGCGCAUUCUCUGUUGAGUACCGGCUCUCGAGCGGGGAGCCUUUGACACCCGCCAAUCCCUUCCCUGCGGCCCUGUACGACGCACUGGCCGGCUGGAGCUACCUCACACGCGAUCUUGGUAUACCGCCGUCGGACAUUUACAUCACGGGCGACUCGGCGGGUGGCAACCUAUCCCUUGCGCUUGUCCGGUACCUCGUCGAAUCGCAAGGCCGCUAUCCCGCUGGCGAGCGGAACGAUCCCGUGUACUCUGCGCCUGGAGGGCUCAUCCUCUUCUCACCAUGGAGCGACAUGGGCACAUCGCAUGAUGGUCCGGGGACGUCCAAGGCAACGCAUUAUCUCUCCGACAUGCUCCCGCGCAAAUCCGGUUAUGCCGAGGCUGCUUUCACGGCUGCACUUGGGCUCGGUGCCACCAAUACAAACGCGUACAUGUCACCUGCUUCGCACGCGUUGUCCCCGAGCUUCGCAGGUUUCCCUCGCACGUAUAUAUGUACGGGUAGUGGGGAGAAUCUCGUGGAUGAGGGCAGAACGCUCAAAAAGCGCAUGGAAAGGGACAUCGGGAAUGAUGUUGCUACCGGGGUGGUGUACGACGAAAAGCCAGACGCGAUUCAUGUGUUUGUGGCGUUUCCGUUCCAUGAGCCGGAGCGCACGGAGACCUACCAAGCUAUUUCAAAGUGGGUUGGGAACGAAGGUUGAUGGCAGUCGAAUGAGAGUAGUAGC
Molecule: messenger RNA, 1233 nt
Organism: Coniophora puteana RWD-64-598 SS2
Lineage: Eukaryota; Fungi; Basidiomycota; Agaricomycetes; Boletales; Coniophoraceae
Product: alpha beta-hydrolase
Exons: 2
Coding region: 1-1209 (402 amino acids)
Molecular function (GO): hydrolase activity
Source: RefSeq, a predicted model, not a curated record